UCCUACUGAUUUGUACAAGUUUAAUGGACGCAGUUUGCAAACGGCCGGCCGCAGGUGGAGGAUUUAACUCCGCUUCAUAUAAAAGCGUUCAGACGAACUUUCAAUUCAUUCCAUCCCAACUUAAGAGGAGGGGAAAUCGUCAGUACAAUUUCACAGGCUGUCCGUUAGAUCAACAAAAUGAGGUUGAUAACAUUAGUGAGCGCGGUGGUAUUGCUUCAUGCAGUAGCUGCUACACAUUACCGAGGUGGAACUUUUUAUUGGGAGAAAUUAAGUGAAUCAAAGAUUAAAGUGUACUGGCGAAUGGCCUUUCAACUGAUCGGUUACUAUCCGGAGUACUACUGCACCCACAUUGGUCAGGAGCUUGUAGCUGAGACUUUACUUGCGCUUGAAUGUAAUGACUGUCCUCAAAUUAAGAACAUUCUGAGUCCACUCAGUAUGGAGUGCGCCUCCAUCAGUCAGGAAAUGGGUUGGAGUAUACUCAAAGGAUCCACAAUCUUCCAAGCAGAUGUUCCGAUCUUUCAAAUGAUUUACCACACAACAGGACCAUGCACUGAUAGUAGUUGGGUAAAACUUGAAAAUUACGGACCAGGAAGAUGCUGGUCUCUUCUCACAGAUGUCGAUACCACAAUUGAAAACAAUUCUCCGAGAAUAACGGCUGGCCUUCCAGUCUACCGAGUUCGCCAAGGCUGCAAGAGAGUCAUUGAUUUAAGUCCAACGGAUCCUGACAUCUCCGAUACUAUUAGAUGUCGAUGGGCUAAUUCUUCAGCUUUAGAGUGCCCAAUGAAACGUAGUGCCUCCGAUUUGACUCCAGUUUGUGAUCAACCAACAGAAAUUACAUAUUUGGAUAAAGAGCGUUGCACUAUCCAAUUUGAAACUGGUGAAGAUGAUCUUCCAGGUUGGUACGGAGCCUCUGUCAUGAUUGAAGAUUUCUCAACACCAGAAAGCAAGAUAGCCAAGAGUACCGUUCCUUAUCAAUUUCUUCUCGACGUGACACAGCCUGGAUCUUGCAUUGGUCCCGUGAUUCAGGUAGACGAGUGUACAGUAAUUGCUCCUGGUGAAAGUUACCGUGGCAAAGUUAUCGCCUAUAUUCCUCCUGGAAGUGACGGUAACAUAAUUACUGAAAUCCAAGGAAGCUGGCCCGAUGAGAUGACGUUUGAAUACACUAAACACCCGCCCUCAACCAGAGUCCAAGCUAUUGUCACAUUUAGCGCAUGGAAGGAGGGAACAUACGCCUUCAGUUUCACAGCUACUGAUGAUAACGGCGUGCAAAACGAUCCAAAGACAGGAAGAAUUGUUGUCACUGUACAAGAGAAGGUUGUGCUUGACGAAAUUACACCACCACAAGUGUUGCCAGAGUUGUCUUACCCCACCGCAGCCGAACCAUUGGAUCUAGAACGAAGCGAAUGGCAUCUCACAUUUGACCAAAAGGUAUCUAGACCAAAGGGACGCAAGAGAAUUAAUGUCAUUGAUGUCUCAACCCGCCGAACCAUUGCUUCGUACGAUGCAUCCAAACCCAAGCAGGUUCGAUUUAAGAAGGAACUGACUGAAACCGUUUACUUUAAUGCACCAACAAACUUGAAGGAUGGACAAAUGUACUACGUUGAGGUUGAGAAAGGUUUUGCAGAAAUUUCCGUCAACGAUGCUUGCUUCAAGAGCGCAACAAAAGCCAGCGACGAAGCUGGACUCUUCUUUCACACUCCUAAACCAAAAGAACCAGUUGUUGAUUGUGGCGAUCACGAGAUUACCUUCUACCUCCCAAGAUACAAAGUUGAUGAUAUGGAACCAUCUAUGUUCCACCUCCACGAUCCAAGAUGCAAGGCCAAACAUUUGAAUGACACCUUCAUGGUGAUAUCGUUCGGAUACGACGAGUGCGGCACCCUUAUCAAGAACAAAGGCACAAAAGAGACCAGAUUCUACAACACCCUCAGAGAUGACCCUGAGCCAUACGAACCAAAUUCACCUAUCUCACGAAAGAAGCGGCGAUUCGAGAUGAAGAUCAAGUGCGUAAUUACAGGAAUUGGUGUUUCCGACAUCUUCUACGAUCCUGACACGGUCGUCAAACCAACGAAACACAGAGGACUGGGACGCAUGAAGUCUCACCUGACACUCUACGAAGACUCUUCAUACAGCAGCGCUUACAAAGUGAAGGCUAACCCAGAUGUUGCUCUCAACCAAUCAUUGUAUUUCUCUGUUAAAGCAGUUGACGAGUCAAAGGAACUUCAAAUUAUGAGGUGUUUUGCAUUCGCAAGGGACAGAACUUGCAGCAAGUUUGAUGCUAAGUACGAAUUUGUUACCGACGGAUGUCCGGUUGAUGAUACUGUUGAGAUGCAAUACAGCCAUUUAGAAUACGAAAAACGUUUCAGUAUCUCUGCUUUUGCCUUCCUCAACUUCGGAUACGAUGACAAUGUUAUUGUGAAAUGCAGCGCAGUAACCUGCAAGAGGAACGACCGCCAAUCCGCCUGCGCUCAAUUGGAAGCGCAACGAAGAAGCUGCGUUAACUCUAGAGGGCGUAGAGCAAUGCCCAUUGAAAAGCAAGCAACUGACGAAUACCUUGAGACGUUGCUUCCCAUCAACCUCGUCUAAGGCUCAACGAAAACGUUUCAAACGUAAUACAACAUUUCCAAACAAAUAUCAAUGAUUUCUGACGUUAUAUAAUAGAUUCCCGAUUAAUGCGUUUCCUUUAUCAUUUAAAUUUCAAAUUGAGCAACAAAAAACCAAUAGCAUUUGUAUAAAGAGGGGAUGUGGAAUGAGAUAGAAAAACGAAAAAGUUUAUCAAUGUUGGCGUUGCUAUCGGAAAGUUAUUCUAAAAUGAUAGCCUACAAAACAAACUUCCUCACAACUGUCACAGGUUGUUUCACUUUGAACAACUGUUUAUGUUGUACUAUAAUGUUCUGAUACUCGAUAUUUAUAAAUAAAAUUAUACUGACAAUAAUUCUGCAAAAUGUGAAUGCACGUCUUAUUUAUUUCAAAUAUAUGAAUAAAAUUGAUAUUGCAGCCACUAUA
This is a messenger RNA of Anneissia japonica, 3003 nucleotides long. RefSeq lists its product as uncharacterized. Gene Ontology annotation, cellular component: cell surface. Bases 178 to 2583 code for a protein of 801 amino acids. The transcript is spliced from 14 exons. The record is from RefSeq and is a predicted model, not a curated record. NCBI's taxonomy places the organism in Eukaryota, Metazoa, Echinodermata, Crinoidea, Comatulida, Comatulidae.